AUGGGUUACAAUGUGAAGCGCGUCCUGGUCGACCAAGGGAGCUCGACCGACAUCCUCUUUUGGGAAGCUUUCGUGAGAAUGAAGAUCCCCAGCAACCGACUAGUGCCCUACACAGGAACCCUCAUAGGUUUUGCGGGAGACCAGGUUGUGGCUAGGGGGUACGCCGAUUUGGAAACAACCUUCGGACAGGGCUCGCAGAUGAAAACGGUAACCAUCCGAUAUUUAGUGGUCAAUGCUCAGUCGUCCUAUAAUAUACUUAUCGGCCGACCUACACUGAACAAACUGGGAGCCAUAGUGUCAACAUCACACCUAAAGGUGAAAUACCCAUUGCCGAAUGGGGAUGUCGGGGUCCUCAAAGUAGAUCAAGAGGUCGCCCGAAAGUGUUACGAGGACAAUCCGAAGGCAAGAAGGCGAUUAUAUACCGCUCCAGCUGAGAAGCACAUCCAUUCUGUUGAACUGGAUCCUAGAAUGGGUCAGCUCGACCACCGACCCACCCCCGCGGAAGAUGUCAAGGAAGUGGAGGUAAUGGAAGGGAGAAACGUAAAGAUAGGGACCUCUUUGACUCCCGAGGACGAAGAGAGGUUGGUAAGGGUUCUAAAAGAUAAUGUGUCGGCAUUUGCGUGGCAUUCCAGCGACAUGCCUAACAUUGACCCAGAUUUCUUGUGCCACAAACUUGCUAUAUUCCCUAGAGCGAAGGCAGUGAUCCAGAAGAGAAGGAAGUUCGGCGAGGAAAAACGAAGGGCUAUCGCGGAAGAAACGCAAAAGUUGGUAAUGCCAGGACAUGUCCGAGAAAUCCAGUAUCCAACCUGGUUGGCGAAUGUAGUCAUGGUGCGCAAGAGUAGCGGGAAGUGGAGAAUGUGUACGGAUUUCACCGACCUGAAUAAGGCCUGUCCAAAAGACUCGUACACGUUACCAAACAUAGACUGCCUGGUGGAUGGAGCGUCGGGGUACGAGUUGCUGAGCUUUUUGGAUGCUUUCCCGGGAUUUAACCAAAUCCCAAUGCAUCCAGCAGACGAGGACAAGACCGCCUUCAUAGCCGAUCAAGCCAAUUUCUGCUACAGGGUUAUGUUGUUCGGUAUAAAGAACGCAGGGGCGACCUAUCAGUGA
Messenger RNA from Cajanus cajan (pigeon pea), 1107 nucleotides. RefSeq lists its product as uncharacterized. NCBI's taxonomy places the organism in Eukaryota, Viridiplantae, Streptophyta, Magnoliopsida, Fabales, Fabaceae. The record is from RefSeq and is a predicted model, not a curated record.